CUAGUGAGCCUAAAGCGAAGAAGAAGAAAGACGACGGGUGCUCGUGAGGCUUCUGAUGCAAGUCGUUUGACAAGUUGUUGCGAUGCGGACGCAGGGGCCCCGUCCUCUGGUGGAGGUGGUCCGCCUGGGCCUGCUGCCCUACCGGGAGGCUCUAGGUGUCCAAGAGGCGUACAUCAAGCGGUGCCAGGCAGGCGCCGGCGCCUUCCACGCGCUGCUGCUGUGCCAGAACCCGCCCGUCUACACCACCGGCAUCCGGCAUAAGGGGCGCCCCCCUGCCGAGCUGGAGCGCCUGCGUCUGCUGGGGGCGCAGGUCCACAACACCGACCGAGGAGGUCUGAUCACCUUCCACGGCCCAGGACAGCUGCUCUGCUACCCGGUCCUGCACCUGGCCGCCUUCAAAAAGAGCGUCCGCUGGUACGUGUCCCGGCUGGAGCAGACGGCCAUUUCGGCCUGCGCGAGCUUGGGCGUGGAGGCAUCCGUGGCUCCUCACACCGGGGUUUGGGUCGGAGACAACAAGAUCUGCGCUAUCGGCAUCCGCUGCUCUCGCUACGUGACGUCGCACGGCCUGGCGCUCAACUGCGACACCGACUUGACGUGGUUCGGUCACAUUGUCCCAUGUGGCCUGGAGGGGAAGGGCGUGACCUCACUGAGCGCCGAACUGCGGCGCCGCCUGACCGUGGAGGAGGCCGUCCCGCACGUGCUGCGCGCCUUCGCCCGCGACUUUGGCUGCCAGCUGCUGGACGACGGCCGCGCGGCGCUCGGCGGCUGAAGCGAUACACUGGAAAAGGUCGACGCCGGUUCAAGUCCAUCUGGAGCAGGGCUGUAAAAUGACUUUUGAGAGAAAGUGAGCCGGGCCUACAAAGAGCAGACUGCCUUGUCUGGAGAAAUUGCUACGCAUGUACAAUAUGUUGUGUGUAUCGUUGCAGUUUGGAAAGUAAAAAUUGCUACGCAUGUACAA
This is a messenger RNA of Syngnathus acus (greater pipefish), 958 nucleotides long. It is a transcript of the gene lipt2, whose product is annotated as lipoyl(octanoyl) transferase 2. Gene Ontology annotation, molecular function: lipoyl(octanoyl) transferase activity. The coding region runs from base 83 to 769 and encodes 228 amino acids. NCBI's taxonomy places the organism in Eukaryota, Metazoa, Chordata, Actinopteri, Syngnathiformes, Syngnathidae. The transcript is spliced from 4 exons. The record is from RefSeq and is a predicted model, not a curated record. Gene Ontology annotation, biological process: protein lipoylation. Gene Ontology annotation, cellular component: mitochondrion.